UAUAUAUAUAUGGAAGAUGAAUAACCUUUUAAAAAUAGAAAAGACUUAAUUGCAUUAAUUUGUUAAGCCUUCAAAGAAAUACAGAAUACGAAUGACGUGAUAUAUGAAAGUGGGUGUGCCUGCUAUUGGCUUGCCGGCUAUUAAACGUGAAGGUUUUCUUUGAUAUUAUUCGAUAUUAUUCCAAUUUUAUUUUUCGAAAACAGUGUUAUUUGUACAUAUUUUUAAAUAUAUUUAUUACAAUUUGUUAUACAGAUAAAAAUGUCACAACAACAGUAUUAUCCAUUUAAAUGUACUCCUACAGUAUAUCCUGCAGAACCAUUUGAUGCAAAUGCAGAUGCUGCACUGUUACGUAAAGCAAUGAAAGGUUUUGGUACUGAUGAGAAAACAAUUAUUGAUGUACUUACAAGAAGAGGAAUUGUUCAGAGAUUAGAAAUUGCUGAAGCAUAUAAAACUUUGUACGGAAAAGAUUUGAUUAGUGAUUUAAAAAGUGAAUUAACAGGGAAAUUAGAAGAUGUUAUAAUUGCUCUUAUGACACCAUUACCUCAUUAUUAUGCUAAAGAAUUGCAUGAUGCUGUUAGUGGAUUAGGAACUGAUGAAGAAGCAAUUGUAGAAAUUUUGUGUACUUUGAGUAAUUAUGGUAUACGUACUAUUGCAGCAUUUUAUGAAAAUUUAUAUGGAAAAUCUCUUGAAAGUGAUUUGAAAGGAGAUACUUCAGGUCAUUUUAAGAGAUUAUUAGUGUCUCUUGUACAAGCAAAUAGAGAUGAAAAUCAAGGAAUAGAUCAAACUCAGGCUAUAGCAGAUGCACAAGCACUAUAUGAAGCUGGUGAAAAACAAUGGGGUACAGAUGAAUCACAAUUUAAUGCUAUUUUAGUAACUCGUAGUUAUCAACAAUUAAGACAGACUUUUAUUGAAUAUGAAAAAAUAUCUGGGCAUGAUAUUGAAGUUGCUAUUAAAAAGGAAUUUUCUGGAAAUCUUGAAAAAGGUUUACUGGGAAUAGUGAAAUGUGUAAAAUCAAAAGUUGGUUUUUUUGCUGAACGAUUGUAUGCCAGUAUGCAUGGUAUUGGAACAAAAGAUCGAACAUUAAUUCGCAUUAUCGUUUCUCGAAGUGAAAUUGAUUUAGGUGAUAUUAAAAAAGCUUUUGAAGAACGUUAUGGAAAAUCAUUGGAAAGUUGGAUUGCUGGCGACACAUCUGGUGAUUAUAAAAAAGCUUUACUCUCGCUUGUUUCUACUUAAAUAAAAAAUAAAUUUGAUAAUGAAUUCUUAAACUUAAAUGAUAUUUAUAAAUAUAUGACGAAUGUGUUUUCAAUAAUCUGAACAUAACAUAUUUGUUUAAAAUAUAUAUAUCAAUUUAUUAAUUAAAAAGAUGGAUAUAAAGCAAUAUUUUAUUUUAUUUUUUAUAUAAUUAAAAAGAAUCUCAAAAGAAUUAAUGUGGUAUUUAUUAUGGUAUAUAAUAAAAUAACAUUUAUUUUUGAUGAUGUAUAUUUUAUUAAAUCAUAUAAUUAUAUACUAUAUUUUUAUUAUAAGUAAUUAUAUAUUUUAUAAUAAAAAUUUAAUAUUUACAUCAAUUGUUAUAAAAUCUUUAUAAAAAUAAAUGUAUUAAAAUAUU
This is a messenger RNA of Apis cerana (Asiatic honeybee), 1606 nucleotides long. Its product is annotated as annexin B9. Gene Ontology annotation, cellular component: plasma membrane; vesicle membrane; nucleus. The record is from RefSeq and is a predicted model, not a curated record. Gene Ontology annotation, biological process: endosome transport via multivesicular body sorting pathway. Gene Ontology annotation, molecular function: calcium ion binding; calcium-dependent phospholipid binding; phosphatidylserine binding. Lineage: Eukaryota; Metazoa; Arthropoda; Insecta; Hymenoptera; Apidae.